Molecule: messenger RNA, 1881 nt
Organism: Odobenus rosmarus divergens (Pacific walrus)
Lineage: Eukaryota; Metazoa; Chordata; Mammalia; Carnivora; Odobenidae
Gene: CUNH19orf44
Product: chromosome unknown open reading frame, human C19orf44
Exons: 7
Coding region: 1-1881 (626 amino acids)
Source: RefSeq, a predicted model, not a curated record
AUGGCUUCCAUAAGAAGAACCGGCCAUCCCGCGCGCAAUGUUUUUGGUGAUUUUAGUGAUAUUUCCUUAGAAGAUUCAAAAAUGGAAGAAAUCAGAACCUUGAAAAUCAGUAGAAGUCUUACCAAAAUAGCACCCGCUCGUAGCAGAUUUCUAAAAGGAAACCAAACCAUGGGUGUAGAACACUCACUUCUGAAAGAGAAGGCUGUUGUGGAGGGUGGGCACAAGCUCUCCUCAGGGAGACCCCCGACCACUGCCUCGAAGCUCAGGGCCAGCGCCGCGCUCACAAAGCUGGCUCAGAUAGAAACCAAGAUCAUGAAUCGGAAGGCGAAGAUGGAUUUGUCUGACAUGGAAUCCGACCUGAAGACCUCUGAGGACAGUCUUCCAGAGCGCACAGACACAGUCCUCCCCAGGAGUACAGUCAAACUUUCUUCACACAGCCUGGACGAAACCUCCCAGAAACAAGCCUGGGAAGUUUCCAUGGCCGAGAGCGAUGCGUGGAAUGGGAGGGUCAGUAGGUUUCUAAAGAGGAGGGAACCACGCGUUGAAAAUACCUUCCCUAAAGCACAUUUUGGAAAAGAGAGGAAUUUUCAAACACCCAAAGAGAAAAAACCUACUAGAAAACUAGAUUCUCCAGACAGCGAUGAGGAGGAAAUGAAAGAGUUGCUGGGAAGCUUGCUAGAAUCUCCUAGAGAAAAAGAAACAUACACGAAUCGGUGUUUCGGCAGCCCCAAAGUCAGUGAGAAAGAACAGACAAAACUGUCCUCGAUCCCAACUCAGCCAAGAAUCCUUUCGCUACCCAGUGAGGAACUUUCCAGCCCAAAGUCAUUUCGGACAUCACCUCUGCCAGCCUCACAGUCCGCAGACGGGACCCUUCGCAGCGUGCGCUCAAGAGCUCACUCCUCACAGACUCACACUUCAGGGGACACAGCUGCCCACAUGGCAUCGCUUUCCAUCACUGGCACCUCUCCAAAGUCAGCCUCGAUGGUGCAGCAUGACAAGUUCUCCUCCUCUCCUGGAAGGAGUGAGGCUGGGCCUUGUGAUGAGUCCCUCUCCGAAGCUGCUGAUGACAGCAGUAACGAUUUUCGAAUCAAUCUCUUAUCCCUUGAUGAUCUGGCCCCAGCUGUCGGCGAGAACUCAGACUUGGAACAGAAAAAAGAAGGCCAGCGGGAAAAGGCAUCCAGCCAGAGCCCCCAGGCCGGGGGUCCCCCCACUGGAAGCGAGGUCUCAGAGUGCCUGAGUGAGCCGUCGGUCUCCUCCGCUGGGCCCGAGGGUGCUUCCGGCCCGAGGCCGAAGUCUCAAGAGCCCACGGCGAGCUCGGCUUACUCGGAAGAUUUUGAAACAGCAUCCGAGUCAAGGGCCCAUUCUGAGGAGUCUCCCGACAGGACGCCGGACACUUUGUCAGAAUUCUCUGCAAGCCUGCAGCCAGACCGUCCCCUGCCAACACCCAAGCCUUGGAAGAAGCGGGUCAGGGACGUUACAAGAGUCCUCAUGAAGGAGACGGCUGUGCAGACCCUCGAGCCCGCCUUCACCUACCAGUGGGCAGAGGGGGCCGGCAUUGCGGCCAUUGGGCCCACCCUGGGAGGUGCCUACGUGGACCCCGUGCCCAUUGCCAGUCACGUCGUCAGCGCGGACUCGAUAGAAGCCCUGACAGCUUACAGCCCGGCCGUGUUGGCGCUCAACGACAUGCUGAAGCAGCAGCUGAGCCUGACGCAGCAGUUUGUGGAGGCCAGCCGGCACCUGCACGGGUCCCUGCUGCAGUCCCUGGACCGAGACUCGUUCCACUACCACACCCUGGAGGAAACCCAACAGUACAUCAGGCACCACAGGCCCGUGCCGCUGUCCAUGGAGGACGCCCUGGAGGAGGUGAAGAAGGAGCUGUGA